Messenger RNA from Pongo pygmaeus (Bornean orangutan), 500 nucleotides. It is a transcript of the gene PPY, whose product is annotated as pancreatic polypeptide. Gene Ontology annotation, cellular component: extracellular region. The coding region runs from base 71 to 376 and encodes 101 amino acids. NCBI's taxonomy places the organism in Eukaryota, Metazoa, Chordata, Mammalia, Primates, Hominidae. Gene Ontology annotation, biological process: feeding behavior; neuropeptide signaling pathway. Gene Ontology annotation, molecular function: neuropeptide hormone activity; neuropeptide Y receptor binding. The transcript has 4 exons. The record is from RefSeq and is a predicted model, not a curated record.
GUCACGCUAGAAGAGCUGUCUGCUGACUGCACGUGCAUGUGCACACUCGUGUGCAUGGCUGUGAACUGGAAUGUGUGACUGUGACCUUAUGGCUGCCACACGCCUCUGCCUCUCCCUGCUGCUCCUGUCCACCUGUGUGGCUCUGUUACUACAGCCACUGCUGGGUGCCCAGGGAGCCCCGCUGGAGCCAGUGUACCCAGGGGACAAUGCCACGCCAGAGCAGAUGGCCCAGUAUGCAGCUGAUCUCCGUAGAUACAUCAACAUGCUGACCAGGCCUAGGUAUGGGAAAAGACACAAAGAGGACACGCUGGCCUUCUCAGAGUGGGGGUCCCCGCAUGCUGCUGCCCCCAGGGAGCUCAGCCCGCUGGACUUGUAAUGCCACCUUCUGUCUCCUACGACUCCAUGAGCAGUGCCAGCCCAGCUCUCCCGUCCGCACCCUUGGCUCUGGCCAAAGCUUGCUCCCUGCUCCCACACAGGUUCAAUAAAGCAAGUCAAAGCCA